Messenger RNA from Saccostrea cuccullata (small rock oyster), 1579 nucleotides. RefSeq names its product quinone oxidoreductase-like protein 1. Gene Ontology annotation, molecular function: oxidoreductase activity. The transcript has 11 exons. Lineage: Eukaryota; Metazoa; Mollusca; Bivalvia; Ostreida; Ostreidae. The record is from RefSeq and is a predicted model, not a curated record. The coding region runs from base 111 to 1172 and encodes 353 amino acids.
UCAACUUCCGGUCUACAUUCUAGUUUCACUUUACCAGUUAACACACAUGUCAAAAAUGGAUAGAUUUGAAAACUGAGCGGUUUUUAGCUUUUAACUUUAUAGCAGAGAGAAUGAGAACACUGAUUUUGGACGUCCAAAACGAACAAAACCAAAAAUUCGUUUUAGAAGCUAAUGAAGCUGACCCUAUCCCUGAUAAAUAUGAUAUUGUUGUCCAGGUGAAGGCAUGUGCAUUAUCAUCACCUAAUUUUAAGGUUCUAUCAGAUGUUUAUAAAAAGUAUCCACGUAGCCGCUACAUUGUGGGGUAUGAGGUGGCUGGCAUUGUCACUCAGAAGGGACCAGAAGUCAGUAAUGUAGCUACUGGAGAUUCUGUUGUUGGUAUUGUUUCCUUAGGAAGUCAUUACUCGGGAUGUGGGGAGUACUGUUUGUUAUCAGAGUAUGAUGUUGUGAAGAAGCCAGAACGCCUGAGCUAUGAGGAGGCAGUAGCAGGCAUUGGUGACUGCCUAAAGGCAUACACUGCCUUAUACUACCAUGCACAUGUCUGUAGCGGAGAUACAGUCCUCAUUAUAGAUGGGGCUUCGUCAUUUGGAAAUGUUGCCAUACAGCUAGCUAGUCAAUGGGGAGCAAAGGUGAUAUCUACUGCCAGUAGCAAUGAGGAAAGAGGCAUUCUGGAAAACCUAGACACCCCAAUAGCUCAGAUAAUUGACCUUGACCAGAGAAGUAACAUCCUUGUCAGCAGUGUGAUGGAGGAGACGGGAGGUGUGGGGGUGGAUGUUGUCAUCGACAACGGAGUGCGACAAUUCAAUGAUGAAGAAGACCAAAAGAUAGUGGGAGAAAAUUUAAAAUAUCCCAAACCACAUAAACAUGAUGUCAUUUCCUGUCUAGGUGCCUCUGGGAAAUGGAUCACACAGCAGCCAGGCCUCCAGCUGGAUCCACCAGAUUGCCAGAAAUUAUUUCUCAGAGGAGGGAGUGUUCACUUCCUGUUUGAGAAUAUAUGGACGUUAGCGUACUCACAACAUGGACGAUUCCAGCACAUUCUCCAGGAUGCAGUGGAAAAACUUGAAAGAGGGAUUGUCAAGUGCAAGAUAUCAAAGACAAUCUCCCUUGAUAGUGCAGCUGAUACCAUGAAGACUCUACAAGACAUUCGUACAGGAAAAGUUGUUGUGAAAAUAUAAUCUACCACUUGUGCAAAGACAUCAGUUCAGGAAAAAGUUGUAAAAAUAAAUCUACAACUUGUACAAAAACAAAUAUUUCUCUGAAGGUAAUGAGGAAUCUUUAUCACUGAGUUACCAAUUUACCUUGUCUGUUAACUCAAAUAUAAAUGAAAUUUACCAGGUCAACAAGUCUCACUAUUGAAAGUCAAGAAUACUAUCAACAUUUGAUAGUUCUCAGAGACCUAACAAACAUGUACAUGUACAUGUAGAAAAUAGACACGUUUGUACCUGGAUAAGAUUGAUGAAAAUUCAAAAUUAUUAAAAAGAACAGUCACGUCUCUGUAUACAUUCGUCAUUUCUCAUAAUAUAGUAUAUCGAUUGUCAUCAUCAUUUUGGUCUUUUUUCUUUGAAUUAAUGUAUUCAUGUUA